Somion occarium is the source of this 1190-nucleotide messenger RNA. The record is from the annotation of a GenBank genome assembly. Lineage: Eukaryota; Fungi; Basidiomycota; Agaricomycetes; Polyporales; Cerrenaceae.
AGCAUCAGUCCUACUCGGUACUGCUCACUCACCUUACAGCAACUGUCAACCGUUGCUAUUGAUUCCUCGUUGAAGAAUAACUUCCGAGGCCUUCGUUCUUCUUAACAACUCUUCACUUUAUAACCGUCUACCUCUUUAUCCUAUCACACUAAGAUGCAACCUACAUUCAUCCUCACCCGUACUUUCGCCAUCUGCGGCUUCCUCGUUGGCGCUAUCUCUGUGGCCCAUGCUGCGCCCGUACCAUAUGGAUCCCCGAGGAGCGCAGUUGACGUGCGGAGUCCGACACCUUUGUUUCCCAUCUCAUUCUCCGACGUCGUAGCAGCUGUGAAGGGAACUGUUGAGAAACGAGGACCAUUCAUGGGCGCCUGUAUCUUAGGAUGUCGUCGUGAUUCCGAAUCGGAGGAGGUUGCUGCUUCUGAAGAGAAACGCGAGCCUACGCCUAUGCCCAUACCGGAACCAGGUACAAACUAUGUUGGUGCCUGUGGCGCGGGUUGUCUUCGUGAGAUAGCUGAAGAAGUCACUGCAAUCGUCGAAGAGAAGAGAGAACCCGAACCUGAACCUGAACCGCAGCCCGAGCCUUACAUGGGUGCUUGCGUGAUGGGCUGCCGCCGAUCCGUCGAUGAACGUAGCGAUAUUGUGAGCGAGACAAUUGAACAUUUCACACCAAGCGGAAGCACACCUCUUGACAUUCUUGCGCGCGAGCCCCAAACCUGAUCCUUCUAUCCUCAAUCCCACCCACCAACGGACACCUCACAUUCUUUCCAUGGAUUAUUCACCUUCAAUCUCUUUCGAAGUGGUAACUAUUACCACGCCACAGUCGUUACCUGCACACUUCUUAUCUCGGCUGAUCCAUUGUAUCCAUUGCCUUCGCCCAUUGUAUUAACAGCGUCCAGUCUUCUUUUCUUAAUCGUGACCUGCUUUUCUCUGUGCCUUGCCGUGCAUACACGAUGGGAAUAUGGUUACACUUCUUGGUUUUUAUUGAUAUAUUUUAUUUCUUAUCCCGACCUCGCCCCUGCUUUGCCUUGUUGUCAAAAGUGUUGUUUUCUGUCGCACCCCCGCUAUCCCUCCGCAGUAUAUCGUAGUAGACUUCGUCCCCUUGUUACCCGACGUCCUUGGUAUUUACUUGAUAGAUCCCCUGAUGUGUACCUACAUUUGAAUAUUUCGACCGUUGUUCAUCCCGGUCAACCUUU